AUGGAAAGGGAUGUGAUCGAGCUGAAAAAAGACAACGAAAUAAUGGAAAGAAUGAAUAAAAUGGAAGAAGAAAAUAGGAAGACAAAUGACCAUAUUAGAAGAGAGAUUGAGUCAAUGAUGACGGACUGGAAAUACAGGAUGGAAACCGAGGAAAGCAAGAGAAACUCGCACAUAGUGGAUAAUAAAAAGCUAUACGAAGUUGCAAUGGAUACGUAUGGGAAAGUGGAAGUAAUAAGACAAAGUAUGGGAAAAGUGACACCGGCAACAAGCGAACAAGAAAAUACAUCAACAAUCGACACUAAAGUAAUAAACGAAAAGAUAGAAGAAAUGGAGAAAAAGGUAAUAUCGGAAAUAAUAGAUGUGGGAUGUAGGAUAAGAGAAAAGGUAGAGGAAACAACAGAGGAGACAAGAUAUAUAAUAGAGGAAACAAUAAAGGUAGCGAUCAAGGAAGGAAAAGAGGAAAACAUCGAUUUAGGACAAAUAACAGACAGUAUAGAAGAAGCAAGGGAACGCAUAGAAGAUAAAAUAGUACAUACAAGGGAAGAACUAAUAACUGAAAUAAAGGAGGAACACAGAAAGACAAAAAAGGAAACAAAACAGUACCAUACGUCAAAUGAAAAGACCAACGAAAAAGAGGCUGAAGAACUAGCCAAAAAAGUGGUCGAACACCUAAAAAUAAAUACGCCAACAUCGAGUAUCACAAAUCCACCUGACACCUAUGCGGACAUGACAAGGAAAAACAAAAUAAUGAUACCCACUACGACACAUUCAGUACUGGUGUCAUCAGAAGAACUAAUGGACAUCAGUGAAGAUGUCAUUAGAAAGACCGAAGAGAUCCUAAAACCCAGAAAUGGGGAGGUGAAGAUCGAUAGGAUCCGCAAGGUAAAGGACCAGAAAAUCCUCAUUGGAUGCAGCAGUAAAGAGGAAAUCAAGAAGAUAGAGGAGAAACUAAAGAAAGGCAAAAACAUCAUAGUAGAAGCAGUAAGGAAUAAAAACCCUCUAAUAACUAUAAAAGACGUCAAAUUUAAAAUGAAAGAUGAGGACAUUCUGGACGCCCUGAUUAGACAAAACAACGAAAUAUUUAAACAGGACCAAGAAAAAGAGGACAUAAAAAUAAAAUUUAGGCGCAAAGCAAGAAACCCGGAACGCUGUCACCUGAUCCUGCAAGUAAAACCGGAAAUCUGGAAUAAAUUAACAACACAGGGGCGAAUAUACAUGGAUAUGGAACGACUAAAAGUCGAAGACCAAUCGCCCCUGAUUCAAUGUACGAGAUGCCUCCAGUUUGGCCACGGACGGAAAUUUUGUACAGAGAGUGCGGAUAGAUGCAGCCACUGCGGAGGCCUCCAUCUCAGAGCGGAAUGCCCGGAGAGGGAGAGGCCACCGAGGUGCUGCAACUGUGCGCACGCCCAGCUGGAGGACAUCGAACACAACGCGUUUAGUCGAGAAUGCAGGAUCAGGGACAAAUGGGAAUAUCUUGCGCGCUCAACCACAGCGUACACAUAAACAGGUACAACACAUAGUAAAAACAACACACAAACACCUUACAAAACAACAACAAUAUCACACACAAAACAAAAAGAUUAAAAGUAAAAAGAAAUCUUGCAUUGCAGAAAAACAUUCUUGGAAUGGAAAACUGGAAUGCAAGGCAUUUCCAAAACACACAAACACAAAGAACUAAUACAUACAUAA
Diatraea saccharalis (sugarcane borer) is the source of this 1689-nucleotide messenger RNA. The record is from the annotation of a GenBank genome assembly. Lineage: Eukaryota; Metazoa; Arthropoda; Insecta; Lepidoptera; Crambidae.